GUGGAGGGGCUCAGACGUUUGUGCUCACCGCCUCUAGCGGAAGCGCUAACUCGUGUCGCGUGCUAAACGCGCACACGUUUUCGUGGCGGGUUCAUUAAGUACGUGAAAACCUCGCCGGUAGUGGAUGGCGGGGCUCGAGUUACUGUCAGACCAGGGCUACCGGCUCGACGGACGGAAAGCCUCCGAGCUUCGCAAGGUUCAGGCCCGCAUGGGUGUGUUUGGCCAGGCCGACGGAUCCGCGUACAUGGAGCAAGGCAACACGAAGGCGCUCGCGGUCGUGUACGGCCCUCACGAGGUUCGAGGGUCCCGCAGUAAGUCCUUGCAUGACCGUGCGGUCAUCAACUGUCAGUACAGCAUGGCAACAUUCAGCACCGCCGAGAGGAAACGGCGACCCCACGGCGACCGCAAGUCCAGUGAGAUGAGCCUUCACCUGAAACAGACCUUCGAAGCUGCCGUGCUGACCCAACUCUACCCGCGUUCCCAAAUCGACAUAUAUGUUAAAAUUCUGCAGUCGGAUGGCGGAAACUAUAGCGCUUGCGUCAAUGCGGCUACGCUGGCCCUGGUGGACGCCGGCAUCCCCAUGCGCGACUACGUGUGCGCCUGCACGGCAGGCUUCGCAGAGGGCACGGCCCUGGCGGACCUGUGUCACGCGGAGGAGACCGGGGGAGGCACGGCGCUGUCCCUGGCUCUCCUGCCGCGCAGCCAGAGCAUCGCCCUGGUGCAGAUGGAUGCCAGACUCCAUCAGGACCACCUGGACACGCUGAUGGAGGCGGCCAUGGAGGCAUGCAAGGGCCUGAGCAAAGUGCUGGACAGUGUGGUGCGUCAGCACCUGCAGGAAGUGUCUGUGCUGAGCAGGGAUUGAGGAGCCCCGCUGAGGUUCUCGGACUCGCCGCAUGUCUCUGGAAAAACGCAGGCGGAGAACCUUCCUUCGCCGAUUUAAAGGGGCCAGUUUGUACUUUGGCUGUUGUUAGUUAAAAAAUGUAGACCACAUUACACAGUACCUGGAACAACAGAUAUUAGCACUGCACUGAGAGAAUGCUGAAAACCUGCACUGGCUGUAACCGUCAGAAGAGGCAUCUGGUAUACUGGUGAUGCCUAAUGAAACUAGUGCACAGUUCUUAUUGAAGUCAUACUUUCAAACCAUGAUGAGAACACAAGUAAUUUAGUAAAUAUGAAUAUAAUAAAAAUCUACACAAGCAUUUCAGAUUUA
Molecule: messenger RNA, 1210 nt
Organism: Electrophorus electricus (electric eel)
Lineage: Eukaryota; Metazoa; Chordata; Actinopteri; Gymnotiformes; Gymnotidae
Gene: exosc4
Product: exosome component 4
Biological process (GO): poly(A)-dependent snoRNA 3'-end processing; rRNA catabolic process; nuclear mRNA surveillance
Cellular component (GO): nucleolus; nuclear exosome (RNase complex); cytoplasmic exosome (RNase complex)
Molecular function (GO): RNA binding
Source: RefSeq, a predicted model, not a curated record